AUGGAAGGAGGUAUACACAGCGGCGUAGCAGACACCUCGGCUUUCGGAGACUGCUUGUCGCUCGCAUCCAAGAAUCCUUUUGUUCUUCGCCUCGCUUUCUCCGCCGGCAUUGGCGGCCUCCUCUUCGGCUACGACACAGGGGUGAUAUCAGGGGCUCUUCUUUAUAUCAGAGAUGACUUCACCUCUGUUGAUAGAAAAACCGUGCUGCAGGAAGCAAUAGUGAGCAUGGCCGUAGCAGGAGCCAUCCUGGGCGCGGCCGUCGGCGGCUGGUUGAACGACAAAUACGGGCGGCGGAGCGCUCUCCUAGUCGCGGACUUCCUCUUCUUCGUCGGAGCCGUUCUCAUGGCUGCAGCCCCGAAUCCUGCCGUCCUCAUCGUCGGGAGAGUGUUCGUCGGCCUUGGCGUCGGAAUAGCUUCCAUGACCUCGCCACUCUACAUCUCAGAGGCGUCUCCGGCGAAGAUCAGAGGCGCCCUCGUCAGCACCAACGGAUUUCUCAUCACCGGCGGCCAGUUCCUCUCUUACCUCAUCAACCUCGCUUUCACCAAGGCGCCCGGGACAUGGCGAUGGAUGCUCGGAGUGGCCGGAUUGCCGGCUCUGCUGCAGUUCAUACUGAUGCUGCUCCUCCCCGAAUCGCCCCGUUGGCUUUACAGAAAGGGGAGAGAAGAUGAAGCUGAAGCGAUACUGAGAAGGAUAUACUCGCCCGAGCAAGUUCGUGUUGAGAUGCGAAACCUCAAGGAGUCGAUUGAGAAAGAGGCGGUUGAGGACUCGUCGUCUGAGAAGAUCAGUAUGGUGAAGCUGCUGCAGACGACGACAGUUCGAAGAGGGCUCGUGGCCGGAGUAGGGCUUCAGGUGUUCCAGCAGUUUGUGGGCAUAAACACGGUCAUGUACUACAGCCCCACCAUAGUUCAGCUGGCUGGCUUUGCAUCGAACCGGACAGCGCUCCUGCUGUCGCUCGUCACCGCAGGGAUGAACGCGUUUGGCUCCGUUGUCAGCAUAUACUUCAUCGACAGAACAGGAAGGAAGAAGCUGCUCAUCAUAAGUUUAUGUGGCGUUAUCGUGUCACUCGGCCUCCUAGCAGCAGUGUUUCAUGAGACGGCAUCACAUUCACCGGCGGUCAGUGCAGCAGAGACGUCCAGCUUUGCUCCGUACACCUGCCCCGACUAUCGGUCAGCAGGGGCGGCCCCUGCGUGGAACUGCAUGAAGUGCUUGAAAGCAGAAUCUCCAAGCUGUGGAUUCUGUGCAUCAUCUAAGGACAAGAUGCUUCCCGGAGCAUGUUUGCUGUCGAACAACACGGUCAGGGACGACGUCUGCCAUGGAGAAGGCAAGGCAUGGUACACGAGGGGAUGCCCGAGCAGCUUUGGAUGGCUAGCCCUAGUUGGACUAUCCCUGUACAUCUUAUUCUUCUCCCCUGGAAUGGGCACAGUUCCAUGGAUUGUGAACUCUGAAAUAUACCCUUUACGGUUUCGUGGCAUCUGUGGAGGCAUUGCUGCAACGGCAAACUGGAUAUCUAACCUGAUUGUCGCGCAGUCUUUUCUAUCCUUAACAGAAGCAAUCGGCACUUCUUGGACAUUCCUUUUGUUUGGAGUUGUUUCAAUCGUAGCUCUGCUCUUUGUGCUGGUUUGCGUGCCUGAAACAAAGGGCCUCCCCAUUGAGGAAGUCGAGAAGAUGCUGGAGAGUAGAGCUCUACAGUUGAAAUUCUGGGAGAGAAGGUCUGAUACACUGAAGAAAAACCUGCAAGUAUGAAGAAAUAGGCUUGUCCAGAAGUAGGACAGGAAAAUUCUCUAAAUAUUUUCAGUGGUUUUCCGAAGCCUGUAAUCUAAUUUAUUCAAUAAUAAUAACGAAGCUCAGUUCAUACA
Molecule: messenger RNA, 1856 nt
Organism: Salvia miltiorrhiza (redroot sage)
Lineage: Eukaryota; Viridiplantae; Streptophyta; Magnoliopsida; Lamiales; Lamiaceae
Product: probable inositol transporter 2
Exons: 6
Coding region: 1-1743 (580 amino acids)
Biological process (GO): transmembrane transport
Cellular component (GO): membrane
Molecular function (GO): myo-inositol:proton symporter activity
Source: RefSeq, a predicted model, not a curated record